GGGCGGUAGGCGGGGCACGGUAAGCUUCCUGUCCCCCACGCACACAGGCCUCCGCUGGGUUGGUGCUCACGGAAGUGGCAGGGGCCGCGUGGCCAUCUUCUCGAGCCCACCCCGUCUGUCAGGGGCCCCGGCUCUACUCGCUGCCCCAUCUGAUGGGGAAACUGAGGCACAGAGCUGGAUAGAGUCACUCAUAUAUCAGGCACUAAACAGGAGCCUGUGGGGGUCUCUACAGAGGGCAUCAGGAUGUCGUAUUUUGGGGAGCAUUUUUGGGGUGAGAAGAACCAUGGCUUUGAGGUCCUGUACCACAGCGUGAAGCAGGGGCCUAUCUCCACCAAGGAGCUGGCCGACUUCAUCCGGGAGAGGGCCACCAUCGAGGAGACCUACUCAAAGGCAAUGGCGAAACUUUCCAAACUGGCCAGCAAUGGGACCCCCAUGGGGACCUUCGCCCCGCUCUGGGAGGUCUUCCGCGUCUCCUCAGACAAGCUGGCCCUCUGUCAUCUGGAGCUGACCCGGAAGCUACAGGACCUCAUCAAGGAUGUGCUCCGCUAUGGCGAGGAGCAGCUCAAAUUGCACAAAAAGUGCAAAGAGGAAGCCGUGGGUACCCUGGACGCUGUGCAGGUCCUCGCAGGUGUCAGCCAGCUCCUGCCCAAGUCCCGCGAGAACUACCUGAACCGCUGCAUGGACCAGGAGCGGCUGCGGAGGGAGAACACCAGCCAGAAGGAGAUGGACAAGGCAGAGACGAAGACGAAGAAGGCAGCACAGAGCUUGCGGCGCUCGGUGGAGAAGUACAACUCUGCCCGCGCUGACUUUGAGCAGAAGAUGCUAGACUCAGCUCUGCGCUUCCAAGCCAUGGAGGAGACCCACCUGCGGCACAUGAAGGCACUGCUAGGCUCCUAUGCCCACUCGGUGGAGGACACCCACGUGCAGAUUGGGCAGGUGCAUGAGGAAUUUAAGCAGAACAUUGAGAACGUCAGCGUGGAGAUGCUCCUGAGAAAGUUUGCAGAGAGCAAGGGCACAGGCCGAGAGAAGCCUGGGCCUCUGGAUUUUGAGACAUACAGUGCGGCUGCCCUGCAGGAAGCAAUGAAACGUUUGCGGGGAGCCAAGGCCUUUCGCCUCCCAGGACUGAGCCGGCGGGAGCGGGAGCCACCUGCAGCCGUAGACUCCCUGGAGCCCGAUUCAGGGACCUGUCCAGAGGUGGAUGAAGAAGGUUUCACUGUCCGGCCUGAUGUGACCCAGAACAGCACAGUGGAGCCCGCCCGCUUUUCCUCCAGUGACUCGGACUUCGAUGAUGAGGAGCCCCGCAAGUUCUAUGUGCAUAUCAAGCCCGCCCCUGCCCGGGCCCCUGCCUGCAGCCCCGAGGUGGCUGCUGCCCAACUCAGGGCCACGGCCGGCAGCCUCAUCCUUCCUCCUGCCCCAGGGGGCACCAUGAAACGCCACUCUGCACGGGAUGCUGCCAAGAAACCACAGAGGCCUCGAUCUGCCCCAAGAGCCAGCAGCUGUGCUGAGAAGCUGCAGUCAGAUGAACAGUUUUCCAAGAACCUCUUUGGGCCGCCCCUAGAGUCGGCCUUUGACCACGAAGACUUCACAGGCUCCAGCAGCCUCGGCUUCACCUCCAGCCCCUCACCUUUCUCCUCCUCGUCGCCCGAGAAUGUGGAGGACUCCGGCCUGGACUCGCCAUCCCACGUGGCGCCUGGCCCCUCCCCGGAUUCCUGGGUCCCCCGCCCGGGCACCCCACAGAGCCCACCUAGCUAUAGGGCGCCGGCCUCCGAGUCAAGGGGUACACGGUCCCUGCCAGCAUCGGACUCGCCACAGCCCCUCGCCCCAUCCCCGGGUCCCUGGGGGCUGGAGGCUGUGGCUGGACGAGACCUGGUGCCCGGACCUGCUGACCCUGCAGCCAGAGAGGGCCUGGCAGCGCCUCCCAGGAGAGCCCGCACCAGGAAGGUGUCCUGCCCGCUCACGCGCAGCAACGGCGACCUGUCCCGGUCUCUGAGCCCCUCCCCGCUGGGCUCCUCCACCACCAGCACCCUUUCGGACCGGCCCAGCUUCUCAUCACAGACGGCACACGGAGUCUCCCGGGGACCCAGUCCUGUGGUCCUGGGCUCCCAGGAUGCCCUGCCUGUAGCUACCGCCUUCACUGAAUACGUCCACGCCUACUUUCGAGGCCAUAACCCCAGCUGCCUGGCUCGAGUAACCGGCGAGCUGACCAUGACCUUCCCGGCUGGCAUCGUGCGUGUGUUCAGCGGGACCCCGCCCCCACCUGUCCUCAGCUUCCGCCUUGUGCACACGUCCGCCAUUGAGCACUUCCAGCCCAAUGCCGACCUGCUCUUCAGUGACCCCUCCCAGAGCGACCCUGAGACCAAAGACUUCUGGCUCAACAUGGCAGCCCUGACCGAGGCCCUGCAGCGCCAGGCAGAGCAGAAUCCGACCGCCUCCUACUACAACGUGGUUUUGCUGCGGUACCAGUUCUCCCGCCCGGGGCCGCAGUCUGUGCCCCUCCAGCUGAGCGCCCGCUGGCAGUGCGGGGCCGCCCUCACUCAGGUCUCGGUGGAGUACAGCUACCGGCCCGGUGCCACGGCGGUGCCCACACCGCUCACCAACGUCCAGAUCCUGCUGCCUGUCGGGGAGCCUGUGACCAACAUUCGCCUACAGCCGGCCGCCACCUGGAAUCUGGAGGAGAAGCGACUCCUUUGGAAGCUACCAGAUGUGUCUGAAGCAGGAGGUAAGUUAUGGUUGUGCAUGAAAAAUCACAGAGGGUUUUGGAUGGGAGGGGCUUGUUUAAAAUGGGGGAGAAUUGGGGAUGUGCUGGGGAGAAGUGUAGAGAGGGAGGAAAGCUUUAAUAAAAGGGCUUUGGCAGAGCUUCGGGAGAGGAAAUCUGGGGGCAGCCACAGCAGGUACAAAGGCCCUGCGGCAGAACUCUUUUGUAAUUUACACAUGACCCCCAAGGAGCCAAAGGAAAAUGGUACAGGGUCUCAAGAGGAGGUCCGGAAGAGACAGAUAGGGGCCACAGAUCAAAGGGCUUGGGAAGCGCCUGGGUCCCAGUGGGACUGA
Messenger RNA from Neogale vison (American mink), 3048 nucleotides. It is a transcript of the gene FCHO1, whose product is annotated as FCH and mu domain containing endocytic adaptor 1. Bases 244 to 3048 code for a protein of 934 amino acids. Gene Ontology annotation, biological process: clathrin coat assembly; clathrin-dependent endocytosis. Gene Ontology annotation, cellular component: cytoplasm; clathrin-coated vesicle; clathrin-coated pit. The record is from RefSeq and is a predicted model, not a curated record. The transcript has 26 exons. NCBI's taxonomy places the organism in Eukaryota, Metazoa, Chordata, Mammalia, Carnivora, Mustelidae.